AGCCACACUUUUAGCAUGAAGGAUGAAAAGUAGCCAGGACAACAAUGUGGGUUGUGGCAGUGUUUGGGGUGACAGUUUUAAUCAGCUUGGUCUUGGUCUGUGUUGGUUGCAGGGAAAGGGAGAAGCCUUCCGGUAAUGGACCAGGUCUAGAGAAUGGGGUAGCUGUAGCUGAAAACGAAAACCAUGCACUGGACAAUGUCGCUGUAAACAUGAACGGAGACCCCAGUAUUUCACGAGAAGGAAGUGUCAGUUCGCGGGGUAGUGUUAGGAUUACAAUAACCAACAUGGCUGAAGCUAACGGAAAUAUACAGGAUCUAGACAGUCCAGGAGGGGCCUCACAAAGUUCUGAUGGAGCUAAAAGUAUGGCUGACAGAGAGCUGCCCAAGCUUCCUCCAGCCCAGGAAAUAGACGACAACGACCACGACUACGACAUGCUGGAUGAUCAGAAAAUGUUGUAUACUGCGCUCACGCCACCAACAUCUGUCGCACGGAUGGUUGAUUACGAUACUAUUGAGAACCUGCAAAUGGGAAUGACACAGAUUGACAUGGAGUGUAGUUCACAGCCCCGAGGUUGUUCGGACACACCAGACUACGCUACUGUUGAGAAGGAGACUACUAUUUGUUUUCCCUCCACGUCUGGUGUCCGGAGACCGUCCUAUGAAGCACUGCCGGAGAUGGUGCGACGUGAUUCGUAUGAUGCGCUGCCCAACCUCCGCAGGCCCAGUUAUGAGGGAAUGCCCUGUGAGGAGAGGAGACCUAGUUAUGAGUGUAUGGCUGAGACGAACAAACCCAAAUCUAAAAGACCAGUGCUUGAAAGAUCACAAACAGUUGGACCCGUCGGGCGACCCUUCUCAGAGGUUUACGAAUCCCCGGGUAAGCCUAUCGACAAGGGUAGAUCAGGCAGCGAAAGGAGAGCUAAAGAUAACGAGGAUUCCGUUUCUGUUAUAUACGCCUCCAUUAAUCCUGAUUUUAGGACAAAGAAACAAGAAUCAAUUGAAAAGGAAACAGUCGAAUACAGCACAGCUGUGGAAUUUGCACCACCAGUACCUGAAAAUCCGUAUGCCAUGCUGGACAAUCUUCUCGAGGAUCUCCAUAUUCCCAACCCUGAUCUCGUAAACUUGCCUACUCCUCAACAUCAAAACAAUGAUACAAGAGAAAACAUGGACGAGAGAAUAUAUGAAGAUCUUGAAAAUAUGCGACCCAACAGUAACGGAGACAUUAUCGAGGAACUUUUAACGCCUUACUCGGCUGCCCGAAGAACCAAUCCUAUAAUUAUGAAAUCCUCGCCUUAUGCUAUCAGUAACACUACCACAGAAUUGACUGCAGCAGAAACUAAGAGGGUCGGUGAGCCUAAUUAUGAGGGCUUGAAAUGAAGUUUAUGAUUUGAUGAUUAGAUUAUUAUGUUAGUUUCUCAUCUAGCUUGCUUUGUUCAGCUAUACACCCAAAUUUGUGAAAUCAAAAUACUUAACCAUAGCUUUUUGAGAUCCAGGGAAAACAUCGUGUAGAGUGUGCGACAGAAUUACAGAGCUUGGGAAUAAAAGACUGAGAUUCAUCAAGCUUUAUGUUUUAUGUUUAUUUUGUUUAUUUUAUCAUGUGAAUUUUUUACUUUUUAUCGAGAAUGUCAUCUUGGUUUUGAUGACAUUUUUAGUUUUGACGACACUGGGACGAUUGUAACUUGUUAAUUCUGAUUCACUUUUUUGACAGAAUAAUUACUGUGUACUGACACAUUUAGCCUAGAUGAUAGAUCAUGUUUCUAUCCGAAACCUCAUUAAUAAUAAUGAGAUUUCUAUGCAUUUUAUUUUCCAAAUAUAUUUCUGAUAUUAAAUUUUUGUCUCUUUUGAGUGCACCUUUUUGUUUAAAUAUUUUCUGACAUUCAAUUAAUCGGACAUAGAAGUGUUUAGUUUGGCUCUUGACAUUAGAUAUUAAAUUGUAAGAAUUUAAUCGAAGCGAUCACGGAUUGAUCAUGAAGCAAUUACGGUUUUGAAAUUAUUGUUUGAGACUAUUGAAAUUUGUUUGAAUAUUCAUUUUGAUCUCAACCAGA
Molecule: messenger RNA, 2041 nt
Organism: Bolinopsis microptera
Lineage: Eukaryota; Metazoa; Ctenophora; Tentaculata; Lobata; Bolinopsidae
Exons: 9
Coding region: 45-1373 (442 amino acids)
Source: RefSeq, a predicted model, not a curated record